Messenger RNA from Mandrillus leucophaeus (drill), 4425 nucleotides. RefSeq names its product NIMA-related kinase 7 (gene NEK7). The transcript has 10 exons. Lineage: Eukaryota; Metazoa; Chordata; Mammalia; Primates; Cercopithecidae. The record is from RefSeq and is a predicted model, not a curated record. Gene Ontology annotation, molecular function: protein kinase activity; ATP binding. Gene Ontology annotation, biological process: protein phosphorylation. The coding region runs from base 626 to 1534 and encodes 302 amino acids.
AGAUGUUUUGGAGAAUAUGUCUGAAAUACAGCAACAACUCCAGAAAGAUUUAAAGAAAAAGACAAGUGCUGUGAACUUUUUCUCAUUUCAGUGCCUUGAAAAAUUUUUUUAUAUAAAUUAUCCUAUAUCAAUAAGCUUAUAUUUAACAGUUUUAGUAUUUCUAUGGUUAUAUGUUAUACAUUUUUCAGUAUUCCAUUCAUAUUGAUUAGUUAAUAACCAUAGGCAUUUUAUAGAAAUAGGAGUAGGAAUUCAUAAACAACUGUCCUCAUAGUGGGCUUAAUUUUCUGAUGAAAAUAUGGCAUUUAUAUGCUUUCAGCAUACAAUUUAAGAUUUCAUUUUAAGUCCAUUCUACUUCAGUGAAUAGUCAGGGGAAGGUAAUGUCUACUUUUCCAAAGAAUUGAAAGGUUCAUUACAUUUCUCAAUUUGUCACAAUUUUUAUUAGAAAUCCUAUUACUUUUUUCUUCUUUCUCAUUUGAUGAAUUGAUGAAAAUACAAAUUCAGUAGGCAAAUAUGAUAUGCAAUAUUUUUGAUAAUCUUAUUAGAGUAGGAAGCAAUAAAAUAAUGAGUGACAGGAACAUCACUGAGACCGCAAAGAAGAGUUCUAAAGUUCCUGUUGCUUCAGACAAUGGAUGAGCAAUCACAAGGAAUGCAAGGGCCGCCCAUUCCUCAGUUCCAACCACAGAAGGCCUUACGACCAGAUAUGGGCUAUAAUACAUUAGCCAACUUUCGAAUAGAAAAGAAAAUUGGUCGCGGACAAUUUAGUGAAGUUUAUAGAGCAGCCUGUCUCUUGGAUGGAGUACCAGUAGCUUUAAAAAAAGUGCAGAUAUUUGAUUUAAUGGAUGCCAAAGCACGUGCUGAUUGCAUCAAAGAAAUAGAUCUUCUUAAGCAACUCAACCAUCCAAAUGUAAUAAAAUAUUAUGCAUCAUUCAUUGAAGAUAAUGAACUAAACAUAGUUUUGGAACUAGCAGAUGCUGGUGACCUAUCCAGAAUGAUCAAGCAUUUUAAGAAGCAAAAGAGGCUAAUUCCUGAAAGAACUGUUUGGAAGUACUUUGUUCAGCUUUGCAGUGCAUUGGAACACAUGCAUUCUCGAAGAGUCAUGCAUAGAGAUAUAAAACCAGCUAAUGUGUUCAUUACAGCCACUGGGGUGGUAAAACUUGGAGAUCUUGGGCUUGGCCGGUUUUUCAGCUCAAAAACCACAGCUGCACAUUCUUUAGUUGGUACGCCUUAUUACAUGUCUCCAGAGAGAAUACAUGAAAAUGGAUACAACUUCAAAUCUGACAUCUGGUCUCUUGGCUGUCUACUAUAUGAGAUGGCUGCAUUACAGAGUCCUUUCUAUGGUGACAAAAUGAAUUUAUACUCACUGUGUAAGAAGAUAGAACAGUGUGACUACCCACCUCUUCCUUCAGAUCACUAUUCAGAAGAACUCCGACAGUUAGUUAAUAUGUGCAUCAACCCAGAUCCAGAGAAGCGACCAGACGUCGCCUAUGUUUAUGACGUAGCAAAGAGGAUGCAUGCGUGCACUGCAAGCAGCUAAACAUGCAAGAUCAUGAAGAGUGUAACCAAAGUAAUUGAAAGUAUUCUGUGCAAGUCAUACCUCCCCAUUUAUGUCUGGUGUUAAGAUUAAUAUUUCAGAGCUAGUGUGCUUUGAAUCCUUAACCAGUUUUCAUAUAAGCUUCAUUUUGUACCAGUCACCUAAAUCACCUCCUUGCAACCCCCAAAUGACUUUGGAAUAAUUGAAUUGCAUGUUAGGAGAGAAAAUGAAACAUGAUGGUUUUGAAUGGCUAAAGGUUUAUAGAAUUUCUUACACUUUUCUGCUGAUAAAUUGUGUUUAGAUAGACUGUCAGUGCCAAAUAUUUAAGGUGCAGCUUGGCACACAUCAGGAUAGGCUCAAAUCUGAGAAAAAGUAUCUGAACAUGUGACUUGUUUCUUUUUUAGUAAUUUAUGGACAUUGAGAUGAACACAAUUGUGAACUUUUGUGAUGAUUUUAUUUUUAAACCUUUGAAGUACUAGUUUUAGUUCUUAGCAGAGUAAUUUUCAAAUAUGAUUCUUAUGAUAAAUGUAGACACAAACUAUUUGAGAAACAUUUAAAACUCUUAGCUUAUACAUUCAAAAUGCAACUAUUAAAUGUGAAGAUUGGGGGACAAAAUGUGAGUCAGACACUGAAGAGUUUUUGUUUUGUUUUAAUAUUUUUGAUAUUCUCUUUGCAUCGAAAUGGUAUAAAUGAAUCCAUUUAAAAAGUGGUUAAGGAUUUGUUUGGCUGGUGUGAUAAUAAUUUUUAAAGUUGCACAUUGCCUAAGGCUUUUUUGUGUGUGUUUUUAUUAUUGUUUGUACAUUUGAAAAAUAUUCUUUGAAUAACCUUGCAGUACUAUAUUUCAAUUUCUUUAUAAAUUUAAGUGUAUUAUACUCAUGAUUGUACACUAUAAUAUAAGCCUAAGUUUUUAUUCAUAAGUUUUAUUGAAGUUCUGAUUGGUCCCCUUCAGAAAUUUUUUUAUAUUAUUAUUCAAGUUACUUUCUUAUUUAUAUUGUAUGUGCAUUUUAUCCAUUAAUGUUUCAUACUUUCUGAGAGUAUAAUACCCUUUUAAAAGAUAUUUGGUGUAUCAACACUUUUCCUGGAUUGAAAACUUUUUUUUUAACUUUUUAAAAUUUGGGCCACCCUGUAUGCAUGUGUUUGGUCAUGUUAAAGAGGAAGAAAGGAUGUGUGUUAUACUGUACCUGUGAAUGUUGAUACAGUUACAAUUCAUUUGACAAGGUUGUAAUUCUAGAAUAUGCUUAAUAAAAUGAAAACUGGCCAUGACUACAGCCAGAAUUGUUAUAAGAUUAACAUUUCUAUUGAGAAGCUUUUGAGUAAAGUACUGUAUUUGUUGAUGAAGAUGACUGAGAUGGUAACACUUGGUGUAGCUUAAGGAAAUGGGCAGAAUUUCGUAAAUGCUAUUGUGCAGAUGUGUUUUCCUUGAAUGUUUUCAUAUUAGGGGCGACCAGUUUCUCACAGAAUUGUGAAGCCUAAAGGCCAAGAGGAAGUCACUGUUAAAGGACUCUGUGCCACCUUACAACCUUGGAUGAAUUAUCCUGCCAACGCGAAAACCUCAUGUUCAAAGAACACUUCCCUUUAGCCGAUGUAACUGCUGGUUUUGUUUUUCAUAUGUGUUUUUCUUACACUCAUUUGAAUGCUUUCAAGUAUUUGUAAACUUAAAAAAUGUAUAAAGGGCAAAAAGUCUAAACUCUUGUUUUUUGAAAUCUAAUCAGUUAUGUAUGGUUUCUGAAGGGUAAUUUUAUUUUGGAAUAGGUAAAGGAAAUCUGUUGUUUGUUUGUUUUUUUCCUGAGGGCUAGAUGCAUUGUUUUUCUCACACUCUUAGUGACUUUUAACAUUUAUACUGAGCAUCCAUAGAUAUAUUCCUAGAAGUAUGAGAAGAAUUAUUCUUAUUGACCAUUAAUGUCAUGUUCAUUUUAAUGUAAUAUAAUUGGGAUGAAAUGUUCUCUGGUUGGAACAGAUACUCUUUUUUCUUGCAAUCUUUAAGAAUACAUGGAUCUGAAAUUGAUUAGCUUGACCCCUCAAAGUGACUAAGAUUUAAGCUUUUCUUCUCAAUGAAUGUAUCUGCUAGAAGGAAAUAGCUGGGAAGAAUUUAAUGAUCAGGGAAAUUCAUUAUUUCUACAUGUGGAAACUUUUUGCUUCAAAUAUUGUAUCUUUUUAAAUCUAAAUGUUCAUAUUUUUCCUGAAGAAACCACUGUGUAAAAAUCAAAUUUUAAUUUUGAAUGGAAUAAUUUCAAAGAAUUAUGAAGAUGAUUUGAAGCUCUAAUUUAUAUAGUCACCUGUAAAAUGUUCUUUAUAUGUGUUCAUAAGUAAAUUUUAUAUUGAUUAAGUUAAACUUUUGAAUUGAUUUGAGGAGCAGUAAAAUGAAAGCUAUAUCUAUUCUAAACCUUAUUUAGACAUUGGUACCAGUUACCCAGGUGAAAAUAUGGAGUAACUUUAUUUUGUGUGGUAAGGUUUAGGAAUGGUGGAUGAAGGGUAUCUCUAUAUAAAUAAAGUGCUCAACAAUGUGCAAUGAUUGUAAAUUUAGUAAGACAUUACAGCCAUUUCAUGAAUGCUUUACCAUUCAACAUAGUAUCUAUUACAAAACACCUUUCUUGUAUCCAUAUACUUCAGGUGUUGCUGUUAACAUUUACUAUGAUAUUUAUUUUAACCAAAAUGUUAUUCACAUUAAAUGUUUAUUCUUUAAAAUGAAUGUAUUAUGUUUUUAACCCACAAAUGCAUACUUACCCUAUGCCUCAUAUUUCAAUAGUACUGUAAUAUGGACAUCUUUUGUGAAAUACUUUUAUUUUGUUAUGCUUUAAAUAUACAUACAAAAAGAAUUUCUGUCAUUAGCUUUGAAAAUUGUACAAUAUCCUAAUAUAAACAAAAACAUAAAAAUAAAAAUGAAUACAGUAAAA